AUGUACACACAAUCCGAGAAACUGCCUAUGUAUGGGCAAGACGGCAUGCACUUACAAUCACAAUACGACAACGGUGGCUAUCAGCCUCAAUACGAGCAAGUCCAGUAUGGCCCCUCUCAGCCUGGCGGUCCUCAGUACAGACAGCCUCAUUACGGGCGGCCACAAUAUGAACAGCCGUCUUAUGGGCAGCUUCAGCCCGGACCUAACCCCAUGUUUGGAGGACGACCUACCGACCCCAGAUACGACUCACAACCUGGGAUGACCACCAUGGGAGGGCCACUGCCUCUACCAAUUGUGAUCCCGCAGCAGCGCCCAGGGUCCCAGGACCGAGGCUUCAUGGCCGCCUAUGCGCCGUCUCUGGCGUCAUGCGGCAUCGACCAAAGGUCGUUUCUGCGCUUCAUUGAUGAGGCUAAUACGGCCUUGCAGGGCAAUAAGUACCUUUCCGGCGUGCAAAUAGUCUCUCUAGGUGUGGGCUUCACUCCCGAAGUCAUCGUCAUGGGUGUCGCCGCGGCGGUGCAAGCGGGAGCCUGGGUAGCUAACAAGGGCUAUGUCAGAGGAAAAACCAACAAUGUCAUGGAUAAGUACAACCGUGAGCUCUUCGCACCUCACGGUCUAUUCUGCAUGAUUAUGAAAUAUGAGCCUGAGCUCAAGGAGCCCAAGAAUCCCAGCCGUCUCAAGCAUCUUGCCUCACUGGCUGUCAAUGGCUCGAGCAAUGGCGGUGGGAGCGCAUGGAUGCGCAAUCCCGUGUCCGGCGAGUCGCAGGGACCGGGCGGCCUGCUUACGGCCGUCGCACCACUGAUCUACAUGGACAACCGCCGCGAUCACAAACAGUACCUGUCCGAGUCUCCGUCAGAAUCCUCCGAUUCCAGGAAGAGCGACCCUGCCGGAGGCAAAACUUCCACCAAAGAGAAGGCCAAGAAGGCUUUUGACAGCUUCAGCGACUACCUUGAUCGCCGCGCUCGCGCAACGUACGUCAGCGAGAACGGCAACGACGUGCUGAGCGGGCCGGCUGGUCGUGGCUUUAGCAACCGAUACCUCGACCCCAAUCAUCCGGCUGUCAACGGAGGCCUCAUCGGUGUGCUUUCGGGGGGCCUGUUGAGUCCUAGCCCGGAGCAGCGUGCGCAGAAGAAGGCCGGCAGAAUCGAGGACGAGGAGAAGAGGGUCCUCGACGAGUAUAAUGACCGAAGAGAGCGCAUCUUGAGUGAGCGACGCAGUCGAUCCGAGACAGAUCGGGAGUUGAGGCGAUUGGAGAAAGACUACGAGCCUCGUCUGGAGCAGUUCCGCAAGCAGAGAAGGGAGCUGGAAGGUGGUAAGAGAUCCAUCAAGAAGAACAUUCUAUAUCUGAUGAUUGUCAACCUGCCUUCAGAGGCCACUCUUGCGGCCGCUUCGUCGAAUUUGGAGCAGGAGUAUGGGCAUAGCGUCAUGGCGGAGACGAUGCCGCCUCCACCGUACUAG
Penicillium chermesinum is the source of this 1455-nucleotide messenger RNA. RefSeq lists its product as uncharacterized. Lineage: Eukaryota; Fungi; Ascomycota; Eurotiomycetes; Eurotiales; Aspergillaceae. The transcript is spliced from 3 exons. Bases 1 to 1455 code for a protein of 484 amino acids. The record is from RefSeq and is a predicted model, not a curated record.